This is a messenger RNA of Bombina bombina (fire-bellied toad), 2022 nucleotides long. It is a transcript of the gene GALNT17, whose product is annotated as polypeptide N-acetylgalactosaminyltransferase 17. Gene Ontology annotation, cellular component: Golgi apparatus. The transcript has 11 exons. The record is from RefSeq and is a predicted model, not a curated record. NCBI's taxonomy places the organism in Eukaryota, Metazoa, Chordata, Amphibia, Anura, Bombinatoridae. Bases 1 to 1572 code for a protein of 523 amino acids.
AUGAGGAAAAAAUGUUUAUCAAAAUCCCUCGGGCUUAUUGAAGGCUAUGGUGGUCGGGGAAAAGGGGGACUUCCAGCAACACUUUCUCCUGAUGAAGAAGAGAAAGCCAAAGGACCACAUGAAAAGUAUGGCUACAAUUCCUACCUCAGUGAGAAGAUUUCACUGGAUCGGUCAAUUCCAGACUAUAGACCAACUAAAUGCAAGAAACUGAAAUAUCCGAAGGAACUUCCUCAGAUUUCAAUCAUUUUCAUCUUUGUCAAUGAAGCGUUGUCUGUGAUUCUACGCUCAGUACACAGUGCUGUUAAUCACACACCUGUCCACCUUCUGAAGGAAAUUAUCUUAGUGGAUGACAAUAGCGAUGAAGAGGAGCUAAAGGGGCCUUUGGAAGAAUAUGUCCACAAAAGAUACCCUGGAUUAGUUAAAGUUGUCCGUAACCAUAAAAGAGAAGGUUUAAUUCGAGCUCGAAUAGAAGGUUGGAAAGUGGCCACUGGGCAGAUAACUGGAUUUUUUGAUGCACAUGUAGAAUUUACUGCUGGCUGGGCUGAACCAGUUCUUUCUCGGAUUCAAGAGAAUCGCAAACGGGUAAUUUUGCCUUCAAUUGAUAAUAUAAAGCAGGACACUUUUGAAGUUCAGCGAUAUGAAAACUCAGCGCAUGGAUAUAGUUGGGAGCUUUGGUGCAUGUACAUCAGCCCGCCAAAAGACUGGUGGGACGCUGGAGAUCCGUCCCUACCAAUAAGAACUCCUGCAAUGAUCGGCUGCUCUUUUGUGGUGAAUAGACAAUUCUUUGGGGACAUUGGUCUGCUUGAUCCGGGGAUGGAUGUGUAUGGUGGGGAGAACAUUGAGCUUGGUAUUAAGGUUUGGUUGUGUGGCGGAAGCAUGGAAGUCCUACCCUGUUCAAGGGUUGCUCAUAUAGAGCGCAAAAGAAAACCAUACAAUAACAACAUUGAUUUCUAUACCAAAAGAAAUGCUUUACGAGUUGCAGAGGUUUGGAUGGAUGAUUACAAAUCUCAUGUGUAUAUUGCGUGGAAUUUACCAUUAGAGAAUCCAGGAAUAGAUAUCGGUGAUGUAUCAGAGCGAAUCUCAUUAAGGAAAAGUCUGAAGUGUAAGAACUUUCAAUGGUAUUUGGAUAAUGUGUAUCCAGAGAUGAGGAGAUAUAAUAACACCAUUGCUUAUGGAGAGCUCCGGAACAACAAAGCAAAAGAUGUUUGUCUGGAUCAAGGGCCGCAGGAGAAUCACACAGCUAUAAUGUAUCCAUGUCAUGGAUGGGGCCCGCAGCUUGCAAGAUAUACAAAGGAAGGAUAUCUUCAACUGGGGACACUAGGGAGCACCAUUCUGUUGCCUGAUACCCGAUGUUUAGUAGACAACAAGAAAAGCAAGUUCCCUCAACUUAUGGACUGUGAUAAAGUGAAAAGCACACUCCAUAAACGUUGGAGUUUUAUACAGGGUGGAGCAAUAAUGAAUAAAGGAACUGGACGUUGCCUAGAGGUUGAAAAUAGGGGAAAUGCUGGUGUUGAUUUGAUCCUACGGAGCUGUACAGGUCAAAAGUGGACAAUUAAAAACUUUAUCAAAUAGAGUUUUCAGUGACUUUCAGUUUGUUAUGCUCUGGUGAAAAAGGGACAUGGGUUUUACAGGAUUAAUCAGAUAUUCCUAAAAAAAGUUUCACCUUGUCGUCACAGGUCUAAAUGCUUUUUAUACAUUGGAACGGGUGAGAACAUUUUUUCUUGCAGUAUUAAUUGAAUCCAUGAUGUUUGUUCUAAAGAUUUUUAAAUGGACCGCUCCAGUUUAAUUCAUUUUGCAUGUCUGGUGGUACAGUAUAUUCAAUUAUUUAAAAUGCUUUCAAGCUUUCGGAAUAAAAAAAAUAAAUACAACUAAUCCCUAAAGAAUAAUAGCACAAGUGAAAGCAAAUGUCUCUGUUUCAGUUUGCUAUUUUUGCUAAAAUUAAAUGCAUAACUAUCACAGAUUUGUUAUUCAUGUGUAUUUUAUAAAAAAUUACAACCACAAAUUGAAUCAUAAUUAGCUGUA